AUGGCUGACUUGUUAGCUGUUCCUUUAAAGAAAUCUACAGACGUAGAUAUAGUGAAACCAUUGAAGAAUUUGAUUCAAUCUACAUACAACACCGGAGAAAACAAUGAAGAUUAUAGCGAUGCUAUCGAAGAACUUGCACGCCUGAGAGCCAAUGCUAUUUGGAAGGUUUUUGAAAAGUCUUCACUAGAAAUUAUUUACAGUUACUAUGACCAACUUACAUCCCUGGAAACCAAGAUCCCACCGCAAGAAGUGCAGAUUCCAUUUAAGUGGAAGGAUGCUUUUGAUAAGGGGUCUAUUUUUGGAGGUCGGAUGAGCCUAACUGUUGCCUCCUUGGCCUAUGAGCGUAUGUGCAUCCUAUUCAACAUGGCAGCCAUGCAGAGUUCUCUAGCUGCCCAGCAGGCACUUGACACUGAGGACUCCCUUAAGCUUGCUGCAAAAUUGUUGCAGCAAGCAGCCGGUAUCUUCGCAUAUCUAAAAGCCAAUAUUCUGAUGGCUGUACACCAAGAUCCCACGCCUGACCUGAAUCCUGAAACACUUCAGGCGCUGUCACAACUGAUGCUUGCACAGGCGCAAGAGGUCAUUGCCUACAAAUGUAUCCGAGAUGAGAUGAAAGAGAGCACAGUGGCAAAGGUGUGCGCGCAGUGCGAGGAGCUGUACACGGACGCGUUGCGCUCUAUGCAAAAGGAGCAGCUGAAGACGCUGUGGGACCGCGACUGGAUACCUACCGUGCAAGCCAAGCUGUCUGCGUUCAAAGGUCUCACACAGUAUUACCAGAGUCUUGUGUGCCACGAAAACAAAGCCGUUGGAGAGGAGAUUGCGCGCCUACAGAUAGCGGCGGAGCUGCUGAAGGGUGCGACAGGUGGAGGUGUGCUGCAGGAGGCUGGCGUUCGCGCGGCAAAGCAGCUGGCGAGCGCGCGCCGCGACAACGACUUCAUCUACCACGAGCGCGUGCCCGAGCCGCGCCAGCUGGAGCCCGUGCAGCGCGCGCCCGUCGCCAAGCCGCUGCCGCCGCAGCAGCGCUGGGCACAGGCGCACACAGAUCUGUUCGCGAAACUGGUGCCCAUGGCGGUGCACCAGGCGCUGCAGGCGAGUGCUGCACGCCGCUCAGAGAUGAUCACCGCAGAGAUCAACAAGCUGCGCGAGGGCACACAACUUCUCAACAGUAUACUGGCGUCACUGAACCUGCCGGCAUGCCUGGAGAGUGCAUCUGGAGCGGAAGGUUCGCUGCCGGAGUCCAUCCGCGAGAAGGCGGCAGCAGUGCGCGCGGCGGGCGGGCUGCCCGCGCUUCAGGCUCUCAUGGCCGAGCUGCCCGAACUGCUGCAGCGCAACAAGGACAUCCUCGACGAGACUGAGCGGAUGCUGCGCGAGGAGCGCGAGGCGGACGAGUCUCUGCGCGCGCAGUUCGGGGCGCGCUGGAGCCGCAGCGAGUCGGCCGCGCUCACCGAGUCGUUCCGCGCCAACGCCGCCAAGUACGCGCAGAUCAUCGACAACGCCGUGCGCGCAGACUCCAUCGUGCAGCAGAAGUUCCAGCAGCACAAGGACAACAUCGCGCUGCUGAGCAGCAGCGAGGGCGAGCUGCAGGCCGGCGUGCCCGCCGCGCCCGACGCCGCCGCGCCCGCCGGCGACGCGGCGGCAAGAGCCGAGCUGCGCACACUCAUGGACCAGGUGGAGACGAUGAAGGCAGAGCGCGACGCCAUCGAGGCGGAGCUGAAGGACGUAACGGUGGACCUGCGCGAGAAGUUCCUGUCGGCGCUGGCGGCCGACGGUGCGCUGGACGAGCCGGCGCACUCCGCCGCAGCACUGGGCGCAGCGCUGCAGCCGCUGCAGCGCCGCGUCGCCGACACGCUGCAGCGCCAGGAGGCACUCGUCGCGGACAUACAGCGCGCGCACUCUUUGCUGUGGGCGGGGCGCGGCGGGGAGGCGAGCGGGCGCGAGGCGGCGCUGGGCCGGCUGUGCGCCGCGUACGACGCCUACCAGGACCUCACCGCCAACCUCAAGGAAGGUGUCAAGUUCUACAACGACCUCACGCAGUUGCUGGUGGCGUUCCAAAACAAAGUGUCGGACUUCUGCUUCGCGCGCAAGACGGAGAAGGAGGAGCUGCUGAAGGACCUGACGCAGGAGGCGUCGCGCUCCUCGCCGCGGCCCGCGCCGCCGCCGCCGCAGCACCACGCCGCGGCCAACGAGCCGGCUGUGGUUAAGAAGGAGGCGCCGCCGCGUCCCCCGCCCCCCACCACCACCCCCGCGGCCCCCGCCGCCCCCACGACUUCGAGCGCACUGCCCUACCCCUCGCAGCCGCAGGGCAUGCCGCUGCCGUACGGGGCGGCGGGCGCGCCGUACCCGGUGUACGCGGCGCCGCUGCCGGCGCUGUACAACCCGUACGCCACGCUGCCCUACCCGCACCACGCGCGCAUGCCGCCGCCGCAGCCCUACCAGCCCUACCAGUACCAGCAGCAGCCCUACCAGCAGCCCUACCAGCCGCCGCCGCCCGGCUACAACCCCUACCCGCAACAAUAA
This is a messenger RNA of Parnassius mnemosyne (clouded apollo), 2514 nucleotides long. NCBI's taxonomy places the organism in Eukaryota, Metazoa, Arthropoda, Insecta, Lepidoptera, Papilionidae. The record is from the annotation of a GenBank genome assembly.